CUCCUCCUCUCCCAAAAGGAAGAAGUUAAAACUCAACAGUUGGUCGUGGUCAGCCACAGACGUCUGACGCCUCCCCUAGUGUCCAGUGAACGGGAUUCUCAGUGACACUCGCUCACAUUUCGGGACUAUUAUUUCACCUGUCGAAGUCUCCGUCAAGGUCAAAUGCGGGAUGACCUCGGAUGAGUUAUAUUGGUUACCCGACGAUCACGAAAACCGUGAGAAGAGGUGAAAACGGCCGCGUCCGAGAGAAAGGGGCGGGGUCAGAGAUCAGAGACACACAACAACACAUCCACAAAAUCUUCUUCAUUCAUCCGGAAGCUAAACUUGAAGGCAACUCACUCACUCCGUUGUGGUGCGCUUCCUUUUCAAGGAUGGGAGGCAGAACUGGGUUCACCUGCGUCCGUCACACGCUGUGUGUUCUGAACACCUUCAUGUGGGUCGUAGGAUGCUCCAUGCUGGGAGCAGGGAUAUGGCUCCGCCUGGCAUACGGAGGCUACGCGUCGCUCCUGCACCAGUACGCCGCGAUCUCUGCGGAUUCCUUGUGCUUGGCCGCCGGCGUCAUCACCUUCAUCCUGGCCUUCUGUGGAUGCUGCGGGUCCUGGUUCCAGAGCCGGUGUAUGCUGAUCACGUACUUCAGCCUAGUGGUAAUCGUCUUCGCCCUGCAACUGGUGGCGGGGACUCUAGCUUUCGCCUUCCGGGCCGAGGUCUCUUCGACAUUGAUCUCCGAGCUGCAGGCGGGAAUCCGACGCUCUUUCAACGAGACGAACGAAAACGCCGUCGCUAUCACUUGGAACCACCUUCAGGCUAAGUUCAGGUGUUGUGGUGUUGAGGGACCCAGCGACUGGUAUAACAUAGCAGCUUGGCCGAGAGAGGAGUGGGUGCCACGUGCCUGCUGUCUUCCUAAAUACGUACAUAACCCAGAUUGCGGCAAGACGGACGACAAAGACAAGUAUUACCAAUCAGGCUGUUUUGUGCAAGUCAAAAUGUGGUUCAUUGAACGACUCCACCUUGUGGGAGUUAUAGGCCUAAUCUUUGCUUUUGUCCAGCUUUUCGGCAUGAUCGCAUCUAUGCUCCUGUUCUGCACCCUAGGUCACAAAAGAAGAUCGCACACGUAUAAAUCGUACCAUUCGGACACAUGACUGUUGCCCGAGUACAGGGUGUAAUCGUGAACACGCUGGAAAAAUGAACUGGAAGAUGAAGAAGAAGAAGUACAUAUGUCAACAUGGAUAGACUUGGCCUUUGAACUUUACUUCUUGAAGCUGUACAGUAAGCCUUGGUGGGUUUUACACUCUUGGGUCUCUCUUUAUACUCGUGUGGCGGAAUACGGUCGACGUUUGCUGUGCAUUCUUCUGCCUGGAGUCACUAGGACGCUCCAGAAACCAGUUCCUGGAAGAUGAUAGGAAGACUAAAAUGCACUGGCGCCAUUAUGAGUCUAAAGAGGGCGCUGACUUGACGGAAUAAGGCUUACCUUCCUUUUACUUCUCUUCCAGUACUUUGGUUUUUCCUCUAUCUGGAAGAGGAUUCCAUAGCCUGGAAUCAUACAACUUUUCUUGUCAUCUCUGCCCGCCAUUGUUGGUGUUUCUCUCCCUGGAAUCCUUAAUUUUUCCUUUCAUUCUCUUCCAGAAAUUUGUGAAUUCUAUGGAAGAGGAGCUAAUACCUGGAAUCCACCAGACUUCAUUUCCGUUUCAGGAAUUCAGUCUCUUCCUGGAAUUCAGCUUUCUCUCUUUCUGGAAGAGGAACCAAGAGACUGGAAUAGGUAUUGAAAACAUUACAGUUACUGUCCACAGAUGUACUUCAAAACGCGAGGAACAAUUAUUACAGGCAAAACUUGCCAGAAAUAUUGUUCAUUCAGGAGAUUGGUGUUCGUUUUCAUUCGUGUUGUUCAUCCAGGAGAAUGUUGUUCGUUUUGGACAUGUUGUUCAUCCAGCAACCCUGUACUGCUUGCCCGAUUCAAUUAACUGAUUCACAAAUAUUGACAGAUCAGUCAUCCUACAGUGAUCAUUUUAUAUUCAGGGAGAAAUAUAAGGUCACAGAUUAUGUAUUUUUGCUUUUCAUGUUUUAUUUGGUGUUGUAAAGAAUAAUUGUAAACAUAUCAAUUCUUCUAGAGAUGUGAAAAUUUUAUGUUGAAUGUUGUCGGUUAUUAUGUUAUUAGGGAUUUUGUAGUAUAACAUAACAUAUUUGAUAAAACCCAUAGAUAUGAAAUGUACAAAUGGUUUUUAUGUGUGAGUAGUUUGUUUA
Macrobrachium nipponense is the source of this 2238-nucleotide messenger RNA. Its product is annotated as tetraspanin-9-like. The coding region runs from base 180 to 1139 and encodes 319 amino acids. The transcript has 9 exons. Gene Ontology annotation, cellular component: plasma membrane. Lineage: Eukaryota; Metazoa; Arthropoda; Malacostraca; Decapoda; Palaemonidae. The record is from RefSeq and is a predicted model, not a curated record.